GUGAAAUAGAUACUAAUAUGGAUAAAUAUCAAGCUAUAUUAGAAGAAUCAAAUAAGCCAGAUAAUAAUUAUUUUGACGAUAAAGUGCUUAAUAAUCAAAAUAUUGGUAUACAAAUUUCUCAGAAUAUUCAAAAUCCUAUUUAUGUUAUUAGAAAAGUAAAACCUUCUAAGCAUUAUUAUAAAAAUAGUAUAGAAAAUAAGCAAACCCAACAAGAAACUUUUAGAGAUAUAUAUAAAUGUAGACAAUAUAGUGAA
Racocetra persica is the source of this 254-nucleotide messenger RNA. The record is from the annotation of a GenBank genome assembly. NCBI's taxonomy places the organism in Eukaryota, Fungi, Glomeromycota, Glomeromycetes, Diversisporales, Gigasporaceae.